Molecule: messenger RNA, 1171 nt
Organism: Erpetoichthys calabaricus (reedfish)
Lineage: Eukaryota; Metazoa; Chordata; Cladistia; Polypteriformes; Polypteridae
Gene: gadd45gip1
Product: growth arrest and DNA-damage-inducible, gamma interacting protein 1
Exons: 2
Coding region: 76-777 (233 amino acids)
Cellular component (GO): nucleus
Source: RefSeq, a predicted model, not a curated record
CCAUCGUGCGAGAUGUAUAAACAGGCAACCGUGUAGUCCCCCUUCUCUUUUUAGGACCCAAGACAGACUGCCAAAAUGGCGGCCUCCGUAGUUGGUCGGAGUGCGCUAUGGACACGGGGUUUUGUCAAACGACUUCGACUUUUACCGUCGAUUCCCAGCCCUUUAGCAGCUUGCGGUACGAUACUCAGGGUGGCAUUCUAUAACCCCAGACCUCUGAAACUAAACCUCAAAACCCCCUAUAUACCAGACCGGGAUAGUGAGCGCACUCCGGAGUGGCAGAAGAGCCGCGAAUUUGACCGUAAACUGUACGGGCGACAUGGCUCACUGUCCGGUGUCGAUGCCGCCGUGCUGUGGCCAACUCCGGAGAAACUGGAGGAGAUCGAAGCGGAGGAGCGGGAGUGGCACCCGACGCUAGAGGCGAUGCAGAAAAACAUCGAGCUGAGGGAAAGGGAGCUGGAGAAGAAACGCCAGGCCAGAGAAAAAUUAAUUGCUGCAAACAUGGAAAAAAUGCCAAAAAUGGUAGAAGACUGGCGCCAGGAGGCCCGCAAAUUGAAGGCUAAGCAGCGCGAGGAGAAGGCCCGUCGGGAGCGUCUGCUGGCAGAAGCUAAGGAACGGUUUGGUUAUGCUCUUGACCCUCGAAGCCCGAAGUUCCAGGAGAUGGUGAAGGAGAUAGAAAAGGAAGAGAAAAGGAAAAAGAAACUGCUCAAAAGAAUGAAGGGAAAUUCCAAGGGUGAAGCGGCAUCGACUGACGUUAAGCAGGCCGUGCAAUCCACAUAGAGAGAGCGCGGCUCACUCCUCGCCCAUCGGAGCUGUGAGCAUCGAGGUUUGCACUGCCAUCUUGGUGCCUGCUGUUAUCACUCAGAUGUUAGGGACACAUGUUUGCAGUGUACCGCUGGACUGUAGUGCACUCUUGCAGAUUAAUUUGGAAAGACCAUUUGGAUUGUAAUGUCUUGCAAUGCCACAUUCUGCUUUCUGUACUUUUACUAUAGCACACAAGAUAACUUUAUUUAAAUACCUUUUAUCCUUGUGAUGUACAGACACUACGAGUGUUGACAAGUCUAGCUGACCUCAUUCUGUGUACAGUCUCUGUAAGAGGAGUGGGCAUUUUUUUCUGCCUCAUAUGUUGUGGGUUUAUUUAUACUGUAUAUAAACAGAGAAUAUGGUAACCUGG